GUCCCACUUAACACUGCUUACCUACCUAAGGAGGUAGGGGGGCAUGCAGAAUACAGACAGGUAAGUCAUGCAAGACUUACUUACGGCUCUUUCGAUGGGAUCCGGAGAGCUACUGUGUGCAACUAACUACUCAUGAUCUGAAACAACCAGGCAAAAGAAAGACCAACACGUCAGAUCCUAUGGCCGUCCGAAUUGUCGAGGUCGGUCCCCGCGAUGGCCUCCAAAACAUCAAAACAGCAAUCGACGCUUCGACAAAGCUAGAGUUGAUCCAAAGACUGCAGAAGGCCGGCCUCAACCGGAUCGAGCUCACAUCCGUGGUGUCCCCGAAAGCCGUCCCCCAGCUCGCAGACUGCCGCGAGAUCCUCUCAGCGUCCGUAAUUGCCGACUGGCUGCGGUCGAGGCCUAGUCUGCAUCUUCCCGUACUCGUUCCGAAUAUCAAGGGACUCCGUGUCGCUCUCGAGCACGGUGUCAAGGAGGUUUCCGUGUUUGUCAGUGCCUCGGAAGGGUUCAGCCGGGCCAACUUGAAUUGCAGCGUCGAAGAGGGUGUACAACGUGCCCGGGAGGUGGCGCGCGAGGCUAUUGCAAGCGGUGUCGCCGUCAGAGGAUAUGUCUCAUGCAUCUUCGCCGAUCCGUUCGAUGGCCCGACCCCUUCAUCUGCGGUUUACCGCGCCGUACGCGAUUUAAUAAAUAUGGGAUGCUAUGAAGUCAGUCUCGGGGACACGGUGGGUGUAGGAACUGCGCCGGACGUACGGAGGCUGGUUGAUUACUUGAAGAGCCACGGCAUCGAUCCCGAAACUCUUGCUGGCCACUUCCACGACACAUAUGGCCAAGCUCUGGCCAACGUCUGGACGGCGUACGAGUGCGGUUUGCGGACCUUUGACAGCAGCGUCGGCGGCUUGGGGGGGUGUCCCUUCGCCCCGGGAGCGAAGGGCAACGUAGCCACAGAGGACAUCCUUUACUUGUUCCGACAAGCCGGGAUCGACACCGGCGUAGACCUUGAGCAGGUGGCCGACAUCGGUGUGUGGAUCUCCCGAGUUCUGUCGAAACCAAACGACAGCCGAGCAGGAGCGGCUCUUGCCUCCAAAGCGGCUGUUUCAUCGAGGACAAUGACGGAUAGAACAACAGCAUCGGCCGUGAAAGUCGCCACCGAGCCGGAGACCACACUCGAAUGGAAAACGUUGAGAGACACGGAUAACAUCCGUGUCUGCCGGGCUGGCACGAAUGGCAACAUUGUGCUCAACUCGGCACGAAAUGGUAAUAUCCUCACGUUCCCAAUGAUAUCGGACAUCACCUCAGCGUUUCAGUCGUUCAAAGACGAUCCGUCGAUAUCCCGGAUCGUCCUCAGCGCAAACGGGAAGUUCUUUUGCACAGGCAUGGAUCUAAGUCAGGCGGCGCGGGCAUUCGGCCGAGGUGACGACGCGAGCACGAAACUCUACCAGGCGCUGACCGGGCUAUUCGAACUCGUAGACAGCUCCCCAAAGGUCACGAUUGCCUGCCUCAACGGGCCGGCCUUUGGAGGCGGCAUCGGGCUGGCUUUUGCAUGCGACAUCCGAAUCUCAAUCAGCUCGGCGACGUUCACACUGUCUGAGGUCAAGCUGGGGCUCUGCCCUGCCGUGAUUUCCAGGUACGUGGUUCGGGAAUGGGGGUUCGGGCUCUCGAGGGAGGCGAUGCUCACGGCGCGCCCCGUCUCGGCCCGGGAGCUGAAGGCUAUGGGUGCGAUUUCGCUGGUUGCCGAGACGUCCCGGGAGCUGGAGAGCACACUGAGAGACCUUCUCCUGAGUCUUAGGCACUCGUCGCCGAGAGGUUCCAGCAUGUCGAAAGAAUUGGUCAAGCUGGGCUGGGGCCACGGCGGGACGUCGGCGCAGCAGGAAGGUAUCUCGACGCUUUUCGAGUCGAUGAUGGAAGCGGGGUCGGACGCCGCGUACGGGAUUGGGGAGUUCCAACAGCGGCAUAGAGUAGAUUGGGAUUCUGUGAAUAAGGUUCCACAGGCAAAGCUCUAGCUGUGUAUCGGCUUUGUGCAACGUACCUCACGUAUUGUUGCAGGAGCAGUUGAGUGUAGACGGCGCUGUUUCUUACAAGCUUCGACAGUGUCUCCAUCUGUGCAGAGCCGGGUCUGCAAUAUUACAUGUUCAAUACCUACGUAUGAUACAGUGU
Molecule: messenger RNA, 2154 nt
Organism: Colletotrichum destructivum
Lineage: Eukaryota; Fungi; Ascomycota; Sordariomycetes; Glomerellales; Glomerellaceae
Product: Putative pyruvate carboxyltransferase, enoyl-CoA hydratase/isomerase, aldolase-type TIM barrel
Exons: 2
Coding region: 180-2000 (606 amino acids)
Biological process (GO): ketone body biosynthetic process; L-leucine catabolic process
Molecular function (GO): hydroxymethylglutaryl-CoA lyase activity
Source: RefSeq, a predicted model, not a curated record